Messenger RNA from Schistosoma margrebowiei, 1644 nucleotides. The record is from the annotation of a GenBank genome assembly. Lineage: Eukaryota; Metazoa; Platyhelminthes; Trematoda; Strigeidida; Schistosomatidae.
AUAAUUCGCAUGUGAUUGUCAGUAGAUGGACGGUUUAAUAAAUUGAUGAUAGAAUAAAACAGUUCAUCAUCAUAUCUGUGAAAUCAGAGUUUCUGUUGUUGUAAACAACCAGAUCAUAGACUUCAAUGUUUAUACUAAUGUGUAUUUAUUGACUUUUAUAAUAAAAUAUUUUAGUGUACAGUAUGAGCAGUGAUUACAUAGAAUAGAAAUUAGAAAAUAAUUUUUGGCUGAUAUGUCGGAUUACUUAUUUUAUAGGGUCUUUCGAAUUGACUCACUUCAUUAGAUCUGAUUAUAUCAAACCAUACUUCAUCAACACCGAGGUCCAUGGACCAAUAUAAGUACCUACUGUAUACCGAAAUGUUACCACUUGUUUUAUGAUUCACAUAAAUUGAUUACAUAAUGUUAGCUAUUUUUUUCUUCUUGUAAUUCAACUUUAGCAUGGAUAUAUUUGUAGAUGAAACGAGUAAAAAUUCUCGUUAUGAAAAAGUAUGUUAUCUUGGUGAAGGUCAAUUCGCUAAUGUAUUCUUAGCUCAGGAUAAUAAUAGAAAUGGACAAUUAGUAGCUAUUAAAAAGGUUAAAGCAGGUCCACGUUGGGUAUUAGCUGAUGGCAUGAAUUUAUCUGCUAUUCGAGAAAUUAAAAUUCUUAAAGAAAUUGAUCAUCCCAAUGUUUUGACUCUGCUUGAUGUAUUUAGUCAGGAUAGGUGUAUUUGUUUGGUAUUCGAUUUUAUGUCAUCUGACUUGGAAGCUUUAGUACAUGAUCCAACAGUUGUUUUGAUACCAGCACAUGUUAAAGCUUUAAGCUUACAGCUGCUUCGAGGUGUAGAAUAUUUACACGCCAACUGGAUAUUACACCGUGAUUUGAAACCCAACAAUCUAUUCCUCAGUAAACAGGGUAAAGUGAAAAUAGGCGAUUUUGGUCUAGCUCGUCAAUUUGCCAGUUCACCUACUCGACCAAUGACACAUCAAGUGGCUACUCGUUGGUAUCGUGCUCCUGAAUUAUUUUAUGGUUGUACUUUGUAUGGUGUCGGUAUUGAUAUAUGGGCUGUUGGAUGUAUUAUAGCGGAAUUUCUUUUGCGAACUCCUUUAUUUCCUGGUGACUGUGAUUUAACUCAGUUGGCCAAAAUAUAUGAGAUCACAGGGACACCAGAGGAUGAUACAUGGCCUGAUGUUUAUCGUUUACCUAAUUAUGUAAGAUUUGAACGUCGACCAGGCAUACCAUUCUCACAGAUAUUUACCGCAGCUAGUACGGAUCUUAUAAAUUUACUAGAGACUUUGUUAAAUUUAAAUCCAGAUGCACGUGGAACUGCUGCCAAUGCGUUACAAUCAUCUUAUUUUACAUCAAAACCAUAUCCUACACCGGAAAAUGAAUUACCACAGCCUAAAGUUAAUCGGACUGUCGCUAGUUUACUACAUCAACACGAGCAUCAACGUGGUUUGCAUAACCCUCUAGAUCCUGGUCUAGCCAAAGCAUCACGAUCAGAUGUAAUAGUUCCUAGUUUAAAAUUAGAAUCAACUAAUGUAAGUACACCAACACCAACUGCAACCAAUCGUAAAAUAACUCGUUCUUUGAAAAAAUCAAUGGAACCGGAUGAUUCAAUAUCACCGUCAUUACCACCUACAUGUGCUAAACGGUUACAUUUAUAA